This is a messenger RNA of Closterium sp. NIES-67, 1485 nucleotides long. Lineage: Eukaryota; Viridiplantae; Streptophyta; Zygnematophyceae; Desmidiales; Closteriaceae. The record is from the annotation of a GenBank genome assembly.
UUGGCACGAGCGUUGCGGUGUGGUGCAGUGCAGGCCGCAAAAAGCUGCCCACAAGCAAGGACAGCAAGCCUGAUUCCCGCUCCAGUAGCCAUCAAACUGCCAAUUUCUGUUAGGAGUAAGUGUUAUUGUAGGUGCUCUUUAUGGAAGCCAGAACGAGGCGCUCAUUAGGUGGCACUGCCUGUGGCGGGAGUCGAAGGAGUACGUACCAGCACUUUCCUGUACCGAACCAGCUCCGUCUCCCUCAAGCUGGCUCAAGCGGCGGGCACAGCAUUGGAGAGGGGCGGAGGACAGCCACAGAGGAGCAGCACGGCGGCUGUGGCAAGCAGUUUCAGUGGAGGGGCAGCAGAGGCACAGCCAGCGCGGGUGAUAGCAAUGAUGACGCUGACGAUGGCGGUAAUGGUAACAGCACACGUGGCGGGUUGGUGCUGGCGGAGAUUGCUGCCGCGGCGUGAGUGAAGCGAGCUGCUCGAGAGGCGGCAGCGCAGCGCAUGGCAGGGAGCAGCGCAUGGCGGGGGAGCAGCGGGGAAGUGCGAGGAAGCAGGGGAGUGGGCGAGGAGACGGGAUGUGGAUAAGGCAGCAGGGAAAGAUGAUGAGCGGUCGUAUGGCGAGCACAAGAAGUUGAUUGUUAUCGAGCAGCACGCGGAGGCUUGUAAUAAGAGAGAGUCAAAACCAGAUGGCGGCAGCAGCAGCAGCAAGAGCAGCAGCAGCGGCAAGAGCAGCAGUAAACGUGAGCAGCGAUGGAGAGAAGGAAGAGGAGACAAGGCAACCAGAGAAGAACGCAGGAAUUUGCGCUCAGUGUCAGGUGCAGCAGCGAGUACAGGAGCAGAUGGGAGUAGGUGGUGUGCUCAGUGGUGCUUCAGUCCGCCAUGCCCUUCCCCUGCUCCACCGCACUGCAGCCCGGCAGUGUGGCGGACCGCAUGCUCUACUUCUCGCUGCUCUCGCUGCUCACAGCUGUGCUCACCAGCUGAAGGCAGAGCUCAGGGGGCCAUCUCUGGCAGCCGGUGCUGCAGCUGAGGUCCUGCGCACUCUCAUUCUCUCCCCCUCCUUCCUUGAGUCAAACUCCGACUUCCCUUACUACUAUGUGCCGCCUCUUGGCCUCCUCACUGCACUGCACACCCUACAUCUGACCUUGAGUGGCUCGAGAAGGUCGUCAUACAUGGGUGAGUCCAAGAUGCGCUUGUUCGGUAGCAGCUGGUGCAAUGAGUCCAUCGUUAGAAAGUCAACGUGACGUUCCGGGCCUUUGAUUCGUAUGCGAUGGCUCAGGAUUUUUGCUGAUUUGACAAGCGUUUCCUCGGUGUUAGGAUUAAGGACGGAGUCUAGGUGAACUUUGGAGCUAGAAUUACUAAAAAUAGAAAUCCGAAAUUCUGGACAGAAAAGUCGUCUCCAUAAGAAACGUUGUCGACAAAAAACUAGCCUUUGGAAUGUCGCGAAACUUGUGUUGGAAAUAUCUCAAGGACUUAAGCGUUUCUGAAGUGUAACACUGUA